Messenger RNA from Cylicostephanus goldi, 2568 nucleotides. Lineage: Eukaryota; Metazoa; Nematoda; Chromadorea; Rhabditida; Strongylidae. The record is from the annotation of a GenBank genome assembly.
AUGAUUUACAUUUCAAAAUUAAUGUUCCAGACCGGCCUAUUGAUCAAUGUGAUUCGUUCACUCACUACAAGUGUCUCGGAAGAUCAGCGCGAGCUAGAAAAGUCUCGACUGCAGAAAGGGUUUCAAGAAUCUGAAGCUCUUAUAGACAGACUUGUCCGAUCGCACCAGAAAGAUGUUGAAGAGUGCUUGGAUUCCUUCAGAGAUGUAUCAACACGAAUUUCAGCUUGUCGUGAGCGAAUUCACAAUGUUCGAAACGCGCUGCAGACGUGCAAGACUCAUUUAGAAUGUAGAAGAGAUGACCUGAAGAAGCUAUGGCUUGAGAAUUCGCAGCAGAAGCAUAUCUGCGAGUUGAUGGCACAGCUAGAAGAGCUCAAGGAAGCCCCGUCUAAAAUUGAAUUGCUGAUGAAUCAAGGCAAUUAUACAGAUGCUGCGAAGAUAACCAGCACGUCGAAUGAUCUAAUCAACGGUCGACUUUCCAAAAUAGAAGGUCUUAGCCAACUGAGAACUAUGAUUCGCGACGCAUCAGAAACUUUGCGCGGGAGAAUAGUCGAUCAGAUUGUGGACAUACUGGUCGUGGAUCCAUUCGAAAGCCAUAUGUUCGACCUAAUCCAAGCUAUGCCAGAGCAGAAAGUGCAGGAGUCUGAGCAGUGCUCUCGUCUAAGCGAGAAGGCAAAACGAGCUCGAUCAUUGGAUCCAGUUGAGUCUCGUCUUAGAGUUGUGGUGAAUGCUUUAUCAGAACUAGGGGGCGGAUCGUUCGAUAUUGACCGACUGAUGACGCUGUCGAAGGCGCAGAUUGAAAAGCAGGUAGCCGCGUCUGUAUCUUUGAUGAGAAUUCGAGCCUCGAUAGAUGAGAAUCUAGCCGGUGAUCAAACUCACUUGACACAGCUAGUGCAAAUGAUUGUUUGCCAACUAGAGUCAUCUCGAGCUGCACAUAAUGUCCUGGAAAAGAUUGCUUCCGAUUCUUCUGGAGCGACUAUAAUGAAGUCCUACUGGGAAGGCGCUCAGAAUGCUGUAGAGGCUUUGGUUUCGGAUCAUCUUGAUAUCACUCCAUUGGCUGCCAAGGAACCCAUAGAUUCCAAGAAACCUCUGUUUCGCUUCGAUGCUACAGCUUUUGCCAGUGGUACAUCAACAACUGAUCCGAGCAUGCAGGGUCCAUUAGUUGUUUGCCGUCCAUCUGCAUUUAAUAUUGUGCCAAUGUUCCCAUGGCUUCGAAAGUUGAUGGAUUCCAUUGAGAAAGAGACCGGAGAAUCGCCUUGUCAGCUACGGCGUUUUGUCCACUCCUUUGUUAUGGAAUUGUUUGUGGAAAGAGUCAAGGCUGGUCUUGCCGAUCGUAUUGAGAAUGCUUUGAGGAGGUCUGAUAACACUAGAUCGCGCAGCGUAGCUAAUGCGAAAGUGCUGCCCUCUUGUGAGCGCGUUCUGGAGCUUUGCCAAGAGGUCCAUGGUCUCAUUGUUUCCAUGGAUUUAUACGCAGACCGUUUCGCAGCACUUUGGCUUCUUGUUCUCACCGAUUACAACAAAAAUGUCACAGAUAUGUACGAGAGGACUACCAAAUCGUUGAGUGAAGUUGACGGCGUGGCUUCGAGGCGUAAAAUCAGUGCUGCUUGGGCCGCUGAUGAAGACAUCUCGCGCCUUCUCAUGAGCCUGCCUAAUUGGCUGAUGGCUGCUAACGAAGCAACUCCGAACACACCUAGUGUCCCGAACCUUGAAAGCGAAAAGCGAAAUGAGCGUGAAUCAGAAAUUUUGAUUGGAAACCUUGCAACCCAAAAGAAGAUUGAAAGGGCCGAGCUGCUGACAGAUAUGGGUGACGUGCGAGCAUUAGCAGCUCUUCAUGAGAGUUUGCGAUGGUUUGCUUGUGAGGUUCGCGGUCUCAUGGCGAGCCUCCCACAACAUGUCAAAUCAACAUUACGAGGCUGUAUGGUACAAGUCAGAUUUAAAGAUGGACAGAUUACAGACAAUGAACCCGUUCUGGAUGCUAUGGAAGAUUGUAUUGGUCGCUUGGACACUAUAUCAGAUACGUGCCUUUUGAUGUUACAUCUGGAGCUUCGUGUCCAUUGCUUCUUCCAUCUUCUGCCGUUAGCCAGACCAAGGAACGUUAGCGUUCAUGAGGAGCUGGAUCCAGAGGUCAUCGAGCUAGGACGUGAUCUACAGACCUUCUACCAGCUUCUUUCGUCCAUACUUUCGCAGCCGAAACUUCGCUAUAUAUUUGAUGGUUUGGGACAUCUAUGCGCCGCUAUAUUUAUUCACUCAAGUCAGCACAUGCCGCGCUUAUCGGAAGCCGGAAAGAAGCGAGUGUGCAGAAACAUCUGGGGCGUACAACAGCGACUGUCACAAAUAACAUCCAGAAGAGAAGCAGAACUCGACAGAGCCAGAGCCUUCUUCGAACUUCUUGCACAUGAACCGGAUCGCCUCCUUGCCCAGUUACCUGACCGACGUUCACAGUUCACCCCUGUGGAAAUGAACCAUCUGGUUGCCCUCUCGGUUCGCUCUCAUCCAACACUUGCGAGUCAACAUGGUGCUCUUGAGCAGCGGCUGGCUCAACUCUCAUCGUUGCUUAAACAGCCUAUCUAA